AACAUCAAAUUUUUGUAAAAAGUAAUAAAUAAAUAAUUUUAUGAAGAAAUAAAUACAAUGUCCACUCGCUGGUAUCCAAUUUAUCAAAGAGGUAACCCGCAGUUAAGGGUAUUCCUCCCAAACUUUUGGAUGAAAUUAGUACGUCCACAUGAAAAACAGCUGCCCAACGUUGUUCACUUCCAAUGCUCCAUGGAAAUGACAAAGUUUGAUGUUAAAAAUUACUUAGAGAAGAUUUACAAUGUACCGGUUGUAGAUGUGCGAACCAAAAUUGCCCUGGGCAAGUUCCGAAAAGAUGUUGGCAGAGGUUACGUUGUAAAGGACGAUGACAUCAAAUAUGCUUAUGUUGUACUGCCAAAAACAAUGAAAUUUGAAUUUCCUGAUAUUUUUGAAAAGAAAAAGGGUGAUCUCGAUGAUGACAUGAAAUCACUAGAUGAAGCAAAGAAAUCAUUUAAAACUUAUCUUCGCCGAAACAAAGACAGAUCAGAUGUACCAAGCUGGUUCUCUAUAUAAUAGUUUAGUCUCUGAUUAUUAUUUUAGUAAUUAGUACAAAUAGAUUAUAAUUAUUAUUA
Messenger RNA from Aricia agestis (brown argus), 569 nucleotides. RefSeq names its product probable 39S ribosomal protein L23, mitochondrial (gene mRpL23). The record is from RefSeq and is a predicted model, not a curated record. The coding region runs from base 58 to 510 and encodes 150 amino acids. The transcript has 3 exons. Gene Ontology annotation, molecular function: structural constituent of ribosome. Gene Ontology annotation, cellular component: mitochondrial large ribosomal subunit; ribosome. Gene Ontology annotation, biological process: mitochondrial translation. NCBI's taxonomy places the organism in Eukaryota, Metazoa, Arthropoda, Insecta, Lepidoptera, Lycaenidae.